Molecule: messenger RNA, 549 nt
Organism: Geodia barretti
Lineage: Eukaryota; Metazoa; Porifera; Demospongiae; Tetractinellida; Geodiidae
Source: the annotation of a GenBank genome assembly
GUCGCUCGGCCUCGAACAUGUCGUAUCCACUCGGUUCGACGUGCGAGAUCGGACGACGGCGGGGCCGUUAAGUUUCGUGCGCUGUUGUAUCGAGCGGAUGCGCCGAGACGGAAAGAGACAACACGAUCGAGUGGUGCUGCUGCUGACGCCCGACUUCCGCAACAAGGCCGGCGCCAUCGAGGCGGUGACGGACGCGAAGCCCGACGUCUACAACCACAAUCUGGAGACGGUGCCGCGCCUCUAUACCGAGGUGAGGCCCGGCGCGCGCUAUUACCACUCGCUCCGCCUGCUCGACACGGUGAAGCGCCGCGAUCCCUCCAUCUUCACCAAGUCCGGCGUCAUGGUGGGCCUCGGCGAGGAGCGCCGCGAGAUCCUGCAGGUGAUGGACGAUCUGCGCUCGGCGGACGUGGACUUUUAAAACAUCGACGAGCCAGUACACCUGCGCCCGAGUAUAGACACGAGCGCACCAUGAGGGAGGUAGAUGCGCUACGCCACGCCGGACGAGUUCGCCGAGUACGAGCGGCUGGCCUACGCCAAGGGUACUUCUGA